Messenger RNA from Musa acuminata AAA Group (dessert banana), 1639 nucleotides. RefSeq names its product RGG repeats nuclear RNA binding protein A. The transcript is spliced from 6 exons. The record is from RefSeq and is a predicted model, not a curated record. Gene Ontology annotation, cellular component: cytoplasm; nucleus. Gene Ontology annotation, molecular function: RNA binding. Lineage: Eukaryota; Viridiplantae; Streptophyta; Magnoliopsida; Zingiberales; Musaceae. The coding region runs from base 231 to 1400 and encodes 389 amino acids.
AGGUUUUCUGGAUGGAAGCCCGUGGUGGAAGAGUGCGGCUAGGGUUUCUCUUUGCAUACUUCUUCUCUCCGCGCCACCAAAACCCUAGCUUUCUGCUGCCCCGUGAGACUUCUCGUCUCCGAUUCUUCUAGUGCUUCUUAUGGAGAUCGCGUUGGGGAGGCUACUGUUCUAGUUACGAGAUUCCACUGCUGCCGCGCUGAGGCAGGCGCUCGAGAGGACCCUCUGUGGAGAUGGCCACCGCGAACCCCUUCGAUCUCCUCGGAGACGACGACAAUGAUGACCCGUCGCAACUCAUCGCCGCUCACCAGCAGAAGAUGGCGGCCAAGAAGCCUGAUGCGCCAGCCUCCGCCGCCGCUUCCCCGGCAGCGGCGAAGCUCCCCGCUAAACCAGUUCCGCCUGCUCAAGCCGUGAGGGAGGCGAGAGAAGCGAGGAACAAUGCUGCACCAGCACGUGGCGGGACUGGGCGAGGUGGGUUUGGACGUGGCGGGCUUGGACGCGGAAGAGGUGGUCGAAGUGGAGGCCUUGCCCCUAAUCGUGACUUCGGGAAUGAUAAUGCCAACGGUUUCUCCGGGGGAUAUGGGGGUGGAGGCGAAGACGUUGAAGCUGAUAAACUUCAAGAGAAGGAACGACCGCCACGCCAGCCAUUCGGUGGCGGCCGACGUGGUGGAUUUCGGGGUCGUGGUGGCUAUGGGAAUGACGAAUCUGGAGGUGACUCUGAACGCUCACCGCGUAGGUUGUAUGAGCGGCGGAGUGGCACUGGCCGUGGUUAUGAGAUGAAACGCGAUGGAGCAGGUCGUGGUAACUGGGGAACCGUAGCUGAUGAAACUCUUGCACAGGAAAAGGAUGAGGUGCUAAACUUUGAUGAUAAAAUGCUUGUUACUGAGAAACAGCAAGAACAGGAGAAGACACCAGCAACCGAGGAGAGCAAGGAAAACAAGGAGGGUACAACCAAUGAGGCAGAAGAAAAGGAAGAGGAUAAGGAGAUGACUUUGGAAGAGUAUGAGAAAAUAAGGGAGGAGAAACGGAAAGCCUUGCUUGCAAUGAAGGCUGAGGAGAGGAAAGUUGAAAUUGACAAGGAGUUGCAGUCUAUGCAGCAACUCUCAACAAAAAAAGAAAACGACCCUAUCUUUGUUAAGUUGGGUUCUGACAAGGACUUUGGGAAAAAGAAAGAAAAUGCUGAUCGUGAUGAACGCAGCAAAAAAUCUUUAAGCAUCAAUGAGUUCUUGAAGCCAGCCGAAGGAGGAAGGUACUACAGUCCAGGUGGCCGCGGACGUGGUAGGGGGAGAGGUGAUCGUGGACCACUCAGAGGUUCGUAUGGCGGUGGGGGUUCCAGCUUCGCAGCAGCUGCUGCUCCAUCAAUCGAAGAUCCUGGACAGUUUCCCACGCUUGGUGGGAAGUAGAGGGGAGAGUAACUUAACCGAAUCAUGCCUAAAUCUGCCAGCAUCGCCAUCACCCAACUUCUUAAUCUAUGAGUUGGCAAACUUAAUGAACAACGAUGUGUCUGUUCUUUAUUUUACUUCUUAACUAUGUAUAUCAGAACUGCCUUGUCAACAGUACUCUGCAAUUAUGUUUGUGCCGAACAUUUCUACAUGCUGUUAUUUCCUAAAACAAUUUUGAUCAUACCCCACCUUAAUUCCAA